AAUAGGACAACCAACGACUCCUCACACAUUCUCCAUUUCUUUCUAUAAAAUAAUCUAAAAUCCCACACACUUCAUCAACAAAAAAAGAAUAAUCUUUUACAAAACCCCUCAAUCAAAAAAAGAUGGAAGAAUCCAUUUGUAUUCAAAAACCCAAUUCUCAAAAUGACCAAAAAUUCAAGAAUUGGAAUAUUUUUUCUUCAGAUCUUACAGAGAAAAUCCUCUCUUACCUCCCAAUUCGUUCUAUAAUUAUUGCUUCCUCUGUAUGCAAAAUCUGGAAUUCUAUAAUCACUUCUUCUUCUUUCACUACCAAAAUCUCUGCUACAAAAAAGCCAUGGCUUUUUCUCUGUGGCCAAAACAGCAUUUUUUACAACAAUAACCAACCAUUUGCUUAUGACCCAGAUGCCAAUGAAUGGAUUUCACUUCCCACUUCAACCCUUUUGUCCCAAGAUUUCUUUAUUGGUUCAAAUGGUUUUUUCUUUGCUACAACUUCUGAAAAUUUCAGUUUUAGGCCAAUUUUCAAUGGAAUUUGGGUCCAAACAAGCCCUUCGAGGUUCUCCAGGUGUAAUCCUCUUGUGGGUGUUUACAAUAUUGAUGAUGGGGGGCUAAACCCAAGAUUCAUUGUUGUUGGUGGUGUUAGAUUUGUUGGUGGAUUAGUUGAUGUUGAGGACCGUUUGGCUGUUGAGAUUUAUAAUCCAAAUCUUGAUUCUUGGGAACUGUGCCCACCUUUGCCAACAGAUUUUAGGUCAGGGAAUUCAUCACAGUGGUUAUGUUCAGCUUUAUUGAGAGAAAAAUUCUUCUAUGUUUUUGGGAUAUAUUCUUGUUUUAUUACAUGUUUCAAUCUGGAUGAACAUUUGUGGAGUGAGGUACAAACACUUAGACCACCUGGGAUAUUGUUUUCAUUCUUGGUUUCUUGUCAAGAUUGUUUAGUCUUAGGUGGAUUAUGCAAUUCACCAAAUGGACCAAAUUUUGUUCUUUGGAAGGUUGAUGAGAAAACAAUGGAGUUUAGUGAACUUGCUAUAAUGCCUAAUGAAUUGAUGUAUUGUUUGUUUGAUAGUGAUGAGGAUGACAAAUUUGCUAGUUUAAAAUGUGUUGGAUUGGAGAAUCUUGUUUAUGUGUACAAUGAAGAGCAUCAUAAGAAUUACCCUGCUUGUGUUUGUGAAUUUAGUAACGAUUUUGGUAAGUGUAGUUGGAGGAAGUUGCCUAAUUUGCCACCACAUGCUAGUAAGUUUCAUAGAGUGAUUAGUUUUUGUUCAAAUGUUUCCCUUGAUAACAUUCUUGUUGGUGCAAGAAAUUGAAGUUAAGCAGUGUGGUGGGAUGGAUGAGAUUCUUCAUUUUUAAUCAGAGUUCUCGGACUUAAGCUUUGAAGACGAAGAAAUUCAUGAUAAAGUAUCAAGAGCAUCAAUUAAUGUGUCCUAUGGUGUGAGUCCAGAUUUGUUUGAUUUAGAAUACUUGAAACUUCACUAGCAAACAGUGUGGUGGAAAUAGAUGAGAUUUUUUCUCCUUAAUUAGAGAUAUCAAUUUCGAUUUUGAGAUGAAGAAAUUCAUGGUAGGUGGGAAGUGCGUCACCGUUAAGUGGACUCCUAUGCAAUGCGAAUCUAGAUUUUUGGAUGAAUUUCUGUUGGUUGGUUAUCGAAAGUUUCGCCUUUAUUGAUGAGAGUUCGAUUUCCACCUAUUUUGUAAUCCAUUUCCUCUUUACCUGCCCCAAUAUUUCAAAAGAACAGAAAAAAAAAUAGAAACAAGAUUUAAGUACUAGAUACUUGUUCUUGUUUCCAGAAUUAUAUGCAAAUUAUUAUAGUACUUUUUUCAAGUUGUGCUCGUUGAUGAAAUUUUCUCAGUUAAAGAC
This is a messenger RNA of Solanum dulcamara, 1843 nucleotides long. Its product is annotated as F-box/kelch-repeat protein At3g24760. Lineage: Eukaryota; Viridiplantae; Streptophyta; Magnoliopsida; Solanales; Solanaceae. Gene Ontology annotation, biological process: SCF-dependent proteasomal ubiquitin-dependent protein catabolic process. The record is from RefSeq and is a predicted model, not a curated record. Bases 123 to 1295 code for a protein of 390 amino acids. The transcript has a single exon. Gene Ontology annotation, molecular function: protein binding; ubiquitin-protein transferase activity.